Ananas comosus (pineapple) is the source of this 8740-nucleotide messenger RNA. RefSeq names its product dnaJ homolog subfamily C GRV2. The record is from RefSeq and is a predicted model, not a curated record. The coding region runs from base 463 to 8328 and encodes 2621 amino acids. The transcript is spliced from 22 exons. NCBI's taxonomy places the organism in Eukaryota, Viridiplantae, Streptophyta, Magnoliopsida, Poales, Bromeliaceae. Gene Ontology annotation, cellular component: endosome membrane. Gene Ontology annotation, biological process: endosome organization; receptor-mediated endocytosis; regulation of early endosome to late endosome transport.
AUCUCUCUGGCACAGUGUUCGAUCGCUACCAUCAGAGCCGUCCAUUCGACGUGUCUCCACCCCCCAAAUUGCCCAUCCCCAACCGACGCUGCAAUAGGCCGCGUAAUCUCAACUCCGCCGUCUCCUUCCUCCCCGACAAAUUCCCGUUCUCCGAUACCCCACAAAAAAAAACAUUAAAAUAAAAAAUAUUUGUAUAGUGUCGACCAUCGAGGACGACGACGACGACGACGACGACGACGACGAAGCGAUCGGUACCUUACCCCGUCCCUGUUCAAGUGAAACCCUAGAGGGUGGUGCUUUCGAUCUGGGGAUCGCGGCGCGAGAUCGGGAGCCCUGGGGGCGAAUCAAUCGCGUCCUGCGGCGGCGGCGGCGGCGGCGGCGAUCCCGCGCUCUGGCCCCUUCACCUUCCUCUGGAACCCUAAAGCCCGCCGCCCCACCUACCUCCUAGACUCCCUCCCCGCAAUGGACUUCGUCAGCCGCCACGCCGCCGCCGCCGACAACCACCAGCCCCCUCCUCCCCCUCCCUCCGAGCCCUCCACCUCCCCCCGCGCCGCCGCGGGAUCCUCCUCCUCCUCCUCCUCCGCCGCCGCCCCCGCCGUCGCCGAGGAGCCCGAGUACCUCGCCCGCUACUUGGUGGUGAAGCAUUCAUGGCGGGGGCGCUACAAGCGGAUCCUCUGCAUCUCCAGCUCCACGAUCAUCACACUGGACCCCACCACGCUGGCGGUGACCAACUCCUACGACGCCGCCCCCGACUUCGAGGGGGCGGCGCCGGUUCUCGGCCGCGGCGACGAUGCGGGCGCGUUGGAGUUCACUCUCAGCGUCCGCACCGACGGCCGCGGCAAGUUCAAGGCGAUCAAGUUCUCGUCGCGGCUUCGGGCGAGCAUCCUCACAGAGCUGCAUCGACUUCGCCGGGCCAAGCUCGGGCCCGUUAUGGAGUUCCCCGUCCUCCACCUCCGCCGCAGGACCUCUGAGUGGGCCCCCUUCAAAUUAAAAGUUACUUCUGUUGGCGUUGAACUUCUCGAAGGACUGUCCGGAGAUCGGCGGUGGUGUCUGGAUUUUAGAGACAUGGAUUCCCCUGCCAUCAUUCUUUUAGCUGACAGCUAUGGAAAGAGGACUCCUGAAGGUGGAGGGUUUGUUCUCUGCCCUCUGUAUGGAAGGAAAAGGAAAGCCUUCAUGGCUUCCUCUGGGGCUACGAACACCGGAAUUAUUUCGUAUUUGACUAAAACCGCAAAAUCUACAGUUGGAUUGACUUUGUCUGUGGACAGCUCUCAGGCGAUGACAGCGGCAGAUUUUAUUGCUAGCAGAGCAAAGGAGGCAGUUGGAGCGAAUGAAACCCCAUAUGGAGGAUGGUCUGUUAUAAGGUUACGCCCUGCGGCUCAUGGAACUGCUAACAUUGAGAGCUUAAGUUUGGGAAUUGGACCCAAGGGAGGACUUGGAGAUCAAGGUGAUGCUGUAUCACGCCAACUAAUUCUUACAAAGGUUUCACUUGUUGAGAGGCGGCCUGAAAAUUAUGAGGCUGUUAUUGUUCGACCUCUAUCUGCUGUAAGUAGUCUUGUUCGAUUUGCGGAAGAGCCACAAAUGUUUGCUGUUGAAUUCAAUGAUGGCUGCCCCAUUCAUGUAUAUGCUAGUACUUCUCGUGAUAGCUUGCUUGCAGCAGUUCGUGAUGUUCUGCAAACUGAGGGUCAGUGCGCUGUACCAGUGCUCCCUAGGUUGACAAUGCCCGGUCAUCGCAUUGAUCCGCCUUGUGGAAGAGCAUAUCUUCAGAUACAUCAGCUUCCUCAACAGCGUUCUGUUGCUGAUUUGGAGAGUGCAACAAUGCAUAUUAAACAUUUAGCUGCAGCUGCUAAAGAUACUGUAGCUGAAGGAGGGUCAGUUCCAGGCUCAAGAGCAAGAUUGUGGCGCCGAAUAAGGGAAUUUAAUGCAUGCAUACCCUACAGUGGCAUUCCUGUCAAUAUUGAGGUGCCCGAAGUCGUCUUGAUGGCUUUAAUCACAAUGCUCCCCGCCACACCAAACCUUCCCCCAGAAGCGCCCCCACCUCCGCCCCCAUCACCAAAAGCAGCGGCAACAGUGAUGGGGUUCAUUGCGUGUUUGCGUAGGUUACUUGCAUCGAGAAAUGCAGCAUCUCAUGUUAUGUCUUUUCCUGCUGCCGUUGGGAGAAUAAUGGGGCUACUCAGAAAUGGUUCAGAGGGAGUAGCGGCAGAGGCUGCAGGACUUGUAGCUAUGCUCGUCGGUGGUGGUCCUGGCGAUACUAGCAUGUUGAUGGAUACAAAGGGGGAGGGGCAUGCCACUUACAUGCAUACUAAGUCUGUCCUGUUUGCACAUCAGGCCUACGUCACUAUUAUUGUUAAUAGGCUGAAACCGACAUCUGUCUCGCCUUUAUUGUCAAUGUCUGUCGUGGAGAUCCUUGAAGCUAUGCUUUGUGAGCCCCACGGUGAAACAACCCAACACACUACUUUUGUUGAGUUUCUACGCGAAGUUGCUGGCCUGCGGCGUCGCUUGUUCGCGUUGUUUGGGCACCCUGCUGAAAGUGUGAGAGAGACCGUGGCUGUUAUUAUGCGAACUAUUGCGGAGGAAGAUGCAAUUGCAGCAGAAUCCAUGCGCGAUGCUGCAUUGAGAGAUGGUGCUUUAUUAAGACACUUGCUUCAUGCUUUCUUUCUCCCCGCUGGCGAGCGCCGUGAUGUUAGUCGGCAGCUUGUCGCCCUGUGGGCAGAUUCUUAUCAACCUGCCCUCGAUUUGCUGUCACGAGUUCUUCCUCCUGGUCUUGUUGCUUAUCUUCAUACUCGUACGGAUAUAAACUCUGAAGAUUCUCAGAAUCAGUAUGAAGAGGCACCAUUAAGUAGAAGGCACCGACGCAUACUGCAGCAGAGGAGGGUCCGGAUUGGUAGAGGCAUAACAAACCAGGAACAUGGGAUUCCUACUAAUAACGUUGAAGAUGGUGAAUUUGCAAGGCAUGCUGGUACCAGUGCUUACGGAGAGCCGGAAGCAUAUCAGAGACCUAUUCAAGAGUCAAAUGUAUUUCCCUCUGCAUUUCCAGGUAUGAACCAGAAUGCGGAACCUUCCCAUGCACUUCUGCAUAAUGCUGCUUCUGGAGCUGUUGUCGCCGAUAAUGUUCAGCAAGCUGGUAUCUCACAGAUGUCGGGUCCUUGUUCUUCUGAUUUAGUAGACUCUAAAGCUAGCCUUCAUGGUUCUAUGAAUUCGGAUCUUCCAGCCCCUGCUCAGGUUGUUGUGGAGAACACCCCUGUAGGAUCUGGCAGGUUAUUAUGCAAUUGGCAAGGAUUUUGGAAAGCAUUUGGGCUGGAUCACAAUCGAGCGGAUUUAAUCUGGAAUGAACGUACCAGGCAAGAACUGAGAGAAGCUUUACACGCUGAAGUUCAUAAACUAGAUGUUGAGAAGGAAAGAACUGAGGACAUUGUCCCUGGAAGUGCAAUGCCUGAGGAUGGUAGUGCCUAUGAUAAUGCACCUCGGAUAUCUUGGAACUAUGCUGAGUUUUCAGUUAGCUACCCUAGCUUAUCAAAAGAAGUCUGUGUGGGCCAGUAUUAUUUGAGACUGCUGCUUGAUAGUGGAAACAGCUGUCGUGCGCAGGAUUUUCCAUUGCGUGAUCCAGCUGCAUUUUUUAGAGCAUUAUAUCAUCGUUUCUUAUGUGAUGCAGACAUAGGGCUUACUGUGGAUGGUGCUAUUCCUGAUGAAUUGGGUUUAUCAGAUGAUUGGUGUGACAUGGGGAGAUUGGAUGGCUUCGGUGGAGGUGGAGGGUCUGCAGUAAGAGAGCUUUGUGCAAGGGCAAUGGCUAUUGUUUAUGAGCAGCAUUAUAAAACAAUUGGACCUUUUGACGGUGCUGCUCAUAUUACAGUUCUUUUGGACAGAACAGAUGAUCGUGCAUUGAGGCACCGUCUGCUUCUUUUACUAAAAGUCCUAAUGAAAAAUCUUUCCAAUGUUGAAGCAUGUGUUUUGGUUGGGGGUUGUGUUUUGGCUGUUGAUCUUCUAACCGUUGCUCAUGAAGCUUCUGAGAGGACUGCUAUACCUUUGCAAUCAAAUCUGAUUGCAGCUACAGCUUAUAUGGAACCACUAAAGGAAUGGAUGUACAUUGACAAAGAUGGUGAACAAGUUGGCCCUCUCGAAAAAGAUGCUAUCAGAAGAUUAUGGUCAAAGAAGGCCAUUGAUUGGACCACCAGAUGUUGGGCCUUUGGAAUGACUGACUGGAAAAGGCUGCGUGACAUCCGUGAAUUGCGUUGGGCAUUGGCGAAUCGAGUUCCUGUUUUAACCCCAAUUCAGGUAGGCGAGGCUGCAUUGUCUAUAUUACAUACCAUGGCAUCUGCCCAUUCUGAUCUUGAUGAUGCGGGAGAGAUUGUUACUCCAACACCAAGAGUGAAACGAAUUUUAUCCAGUCCUAGAUGUCUUCCGCAUGUUGCUCAGGCUAUGCUUACUGGGGAGCCAAGCAUUGUAGAAGCUGCUGCUGCUUUGCUCAAGUCCAUUGUUACCAGAAACCCUAAGGCAAUGAUUCGGCUAUACAGCACGGGUGCCUUCUACUUUGCCCUAGCCUACGCUGGCUCUAACCUGCUUACCAUUGCACAACUUUUUGCGGUAACUCAUGUUCAUCAAGCAUUUCAUGGUGGUGAAGAGGCUGCAGUCUCCUCGUCGUUGCCCCUGGCAAAGCGCAGCGUAUUAGGUGGACUCCUUCCUGAAUCGUUGUUGUAUGUGCUGGAGCGCAGUGGGCCUGCAGCUUUUGCUGCAGCGAUGGUAUCUGAUUCUGAUACACCAGAAAUCAUUUGGACACAUAAGAUGCGAGCAGAACAUUUGAUUCGUCAGGUUCUUCAGCACCUCGGCGAUUUCCCUCAGAAAUUAUCACAGCACUGCCAUUCAUUGUAUGAUUAUGCUCCUAUGCCUCCAGUUACUUAUCCAAAUUUGAAGGAUGAAAUGUGGUGUCAUCGUUAUUACCUUCGAAACUUAUGUGACGAGAUAAGGUUUCCAAACUGGCCCAUUGUCGAACAUGUAGAAUUUCUGCAGUCCUUGCUGGCAAUGUGGCGUGAAGAAUUAACUCGACGGCCGAUGGAUCUUUCUGAAGAAGAAGCUUGCAAGAUAUUGGAGAUCUCUCUAGAUGAUAUCGUAAUUAGCGAGAAUGGUGGUGGGACACAAAUGUCAGAGAUCAAUGGGACAAAUUCUAACACGUCUAAGCGCAUUGAAAACAUUGAUGAAGAAAAGCUUAAACGUCAGUAUCGAAAACUGGCAAUUAGGUACCAUCCUGACAAGAAUCCUGAAGGGAGGGAGAAGUUUGUAGCUGUACAGAAGGCUUAUGAGAGGUUGCAGGCAACCAUGCAAGGAUUGCAAGGGCCACAAGUUUGGAGAUUGCUGCUCCUAUUGAAAGGGCAAUGUAUCUUGUACAGGAGAUAUGGGGAUGUCUUGGAGCCUUUCAAAUAUGCUGGCUAUCCAAUGUUGCUUAAUGCUGUCACUGUGGAUAAGGAUGAUAACAAUUUCCUUUCAUCUGAUAGGGUCCCUCUUCUAAUUGCGGCAUCAGAGCUAAUAUGGCUGACAUGCGCAUCCUCUUCAUUGAAUGGUGAAGAACUGAUCCGAGAUGGCGGGAUACCUCUAUUGGCUACUCUUCUUUCUCGCUGCAUGUGUGUGGUUCAGCCUACAACUCCUGCAAAUGAACCUGCUGCGAUUAUUGUUACGAAUGUUAUGCGCACAUUCGCAGUUUUAAGUCAGUUUGAAACGGCAAGAGCUGAGAUGCUAAAUUUUGGGGGACUUAUUGAGGACAUUGUGCAUUCUACAGAGCUAGAGCUUGUUCCAUCUGCAGUUGAUGCUGCCCUUCAGACAGCGGCCCAUGUUUCUGUAUCAUCUGAAUCGCAAGAUGCCCUAUUAUCAGCUGGCUUUUUGUGGUAUACGUUGCCUCUUCUGCUUCAAUAUGAUUCAACAGCAGAUGAGAAUGAUGCAAAUGAAGCACAUGGUGUUGGUGCAAGUGUGCAGAUAGCUAAAAACCUGCAUGCUGUGCGUGCAACUCAGGCUCUGUCAAGGCUGUGUGGUACCUCCAAGGAUGGAAUUUCAACCCCUUGCAAUGAAACAGCUGCUAUUGCACUCAGAUCUUUGCUUACACCUAAGCUUGUUGAUUUGCUGAAAAACCAGCCGCCGAAAGAUCUAUUGUCCAAUCUAAAUGCAAACUUGGAGUCGCCAGAGAUCAUAUGGAACUCUUCCACCAGAGCAGAACUACUCAAAUUUGUGGAUCAGCAGCGCGCCAGUCAAAACCCUGAUGGCUCUUAUGAUUUAGCAGAGUCACAUUCCUUUGCUUACGAAGCAUUAUCUAGAGAGUUGCAUGUGGGUAAUGUGUACUUAAGGGUUUACAACAAUCAACCAGACCACGAGAUAAGUGCGCCGGAAGCUUUUUGUGUGGCUCUCCUUAAAUUUAUAUCAGAGCUGGUGCAUAAAUGGACUGCAUCAAAUUUUGAUUUGCAAAGUAUGGUCGAUGAAAAUGGUACGUCUAUAAAUACGUCAGAAAUUCAAGAUGACACAGUUAGUAGACAAAGUGAUGAAAUUAAAGGAGACGAUUCAUCCAAUGUCUCCAAUAAAGAAGAAAUGAUCAAUGAAGAUGCUGAACUGAUCAAGAACCUUCGAAUUGGAUUGACAUCACUGCAGAAUUUACUAAGAAGCAACCCCACUGUGGCGGCUGUUUUUUCUACCAAAGAGCAGCUCGUGCCUAUUUUUGAGUGCCUUGCCCUGCCUGUACCAGCUGAAAGCAACAUCUCACAACUCUGUCUUAAUGCUCUUUCCCUUUUGACAACAUAUGCCCCUUGUCUAGAGGCUAUGGUUGCGGAAAGGUCCAGCCUCAUCUUAUUGUUUCAGAUACUCCACUCUAAUCCGGCUUGCAGGGAAGGGGCCCUUGCUGUCCUCUAUUCCUUGGCAAGCACCCCAGAGCUGGCAUGGGCUGCUGCCAAGCAUGGUGGAGUCGUUUACAUUCUUGAGCUCAUUUUACCACUCCAAGAAGAAAUCCCUCUUCAGCAAAGAGCUGCUGCUGCCUCCUUGUUGGGCAAGCUUGUUGGACAGCCAAUGCAUGGCCCUAGAGUGGCAAUUACACUUGCAAGAUUUCUGCCAGAUGGCUUGGUAUCUGCUAUUAGGGACGGACCCGGUGAAGCAGUAGUUUCAGCUCUUGAACAAACAACUGAAACACCAGAACUUGUGUGGACCCCGGCAAUGGCCGCAUCUCUCUCUGCACAGUUGUCAACCAUGGCCGCCGACCUUUAUCGGGAGCAGAUGAAAGGGCGGGUUGUCGACUGGGAUAUACCUGAACAGGCAUCUGGCCAGCAUGUUAUGAAAGACGAGCCACAGGUUGGUGGGAUUUAUGUGAGGCUGUUCUUAAAGGACCCUAAGUUCCCAUUAAGAAACCCUAAAAGAUUCUUGGAAGGACUGUUGGAUCAAUAUGUCACCUCAAUUGCUGCCACACAUUAUGAAAUACAAGCCGUUGAUCCUGAACUUCCUUUGCUUCUGUCUGCUGCACUUGUUUCUCUGUUGCGGGUGCACCCUGCCCUCGCAGACCAUGUCGGUUAUCUAGGUUAUGUGCCAAAAUUAGUUGCCGCCAUGGCUUAUGAAGGGAGGCGUGAAACAAUGGCGUCUGGAGAGGUCAAAGGCGGAAGUCAUGUCCAUUCAGAUCAAGCUGAAGAUGAUAAUGAUGGUUCGGCCUGCUCUGCUGGACAGACCCCGCAAGAACGUGUGCGCCUUAGUUGUUUACGAGUGCUACAUCAGCUAGCUUCUAGUACUACUUGUGCUGAAGCUAUGGCUGCCACAAGUGCAGGAACACCUCAGGUUGUGCCAUUGCUUAUGAAAGCGAUUGGAUGGCAAGGAGGAAGCAUUCUAGCUUUGGAGACACUAAAGCGUGUUGUUGUUGCUGGUAACCGGGCUAGAGAUGCACUUGUUGCACAAGGAUUAAAGGUUGGUCUUGUUGAAGUGCUGCUUGGCAUUCUUGAUUGGAGAGCUGGAGGAAGACAUGGGAUCUGCACACAAAUGAAAUGGAAUGAGUCUGAGGCUUCAAUUGGACGUGUACUUGCUGUAGAGGUAUUGCAUGCCUUUGCAACUGACGGUGCCCAUUGUGCUAAAGUUCGUGAGAUAUUGAAUGCUUCUAAUGUGUGGAGUGCUUACAAAGAUCAGAAGCACGAUCUCUUCCUUCCUUCCAAUGCACAAUCGUCAGCAGCUGGUGUUGCUGGGCUCAUAGAGAGCUCGUCGUCGAGGCUCCCAUAUGCUCUCACUGCUCCACCCCCGCAGCCCCAGUUGGUUAGGCUGCCUUCUUCUGCAGCUCCUGCUUCAGCAACUGUAAGCUCAAAUGGAAGGCCUAACAAUAAGCAACUAUAGCAAGAUUUUUUUUCUUCUUUUUUCGGCACAUUGGUCCGAAUAUGUGAAUACAAUGCGGCGCCCUCUACAGCUGAUCAAAUAGUAUAUAUAUUAUAAUGUACAGUUUUGCUCUCGAUUUCAUAGAGGUUGAGUUUGGGUUCGUUUAUUUAUUAAUCGGGUAUAGCCCGGACUUUUUUAAGUGUGGGCGGGUGCUUGUAUCAUAUCCUGUCAAUAGCUUUUCCAAAUAAGUUCUCCUGUGUUGGGUUGCAAAUUUAUGGGUAUUGGCGAGUCUGUAUCUACUCAUUUUGCUUUUUUUUUUUUUUUUGAUCCAUUUUGUUUCCGAAACAUUAAUAUCAUGCACCUCUUUAUUGCAAAGGGAAAAUCAGGCCUAAGGAAUGAUGGAAUAUUUGUGAGACCUGUUACCGUGAUUACA